CCCAAGGUUUCCCCAGACCACUGCUGCGACAAGGACACGGACGUACCGAUACUAAAUUCCACUAAGUCUAGACAAGAAGAUCAAACAACCAUGUUCGCACCACCAGCCUUCUUCCCGCUUCCCCCGAUGCCGGAGCGUGUCGUCCGACAAUACGUACCACCACCCAUGCCUACCUAUGUCGACCCCAACGCACCGGUCCUCCCACCACCCAGCUUUUCCUCGCCCGAGGGGAACUACACGUUGAUUCCCAACAUGAUGACCAAUGCGACCUUGCUCCCACCUCCCAUGCCUAUCCCUUCUGGACCGCCUGCGACCGGGUUUGGGGGGAUGAGUCCGGCGAUGGCCAUGGCGGGGAUGGGAAUGGGAGGAAUUCCGCCGGGCAUGUUUGGGAUGGGAGGAGGACCGCCUGCUUCGGCGAGUCCUGUAGCUCCUGGUGGACCUGUUGCUGGACCCGCUUUCGGGCAAGGGAACGGGACGAACGGAGUCCCUAACCCUUGGCCUAUCCGGGCGAACUUUGUCACGUUCAGUAUCAACGGGAACGGGAAGACUGGAAACGAGGGUAACAAUCAGAGUAGCGGAGGGUUCGGAGGGUUGCUCGGACGAGGAGGAGCCAAGAAGCAAGAACAGCAGCAGCAACAGGCCGUCAAGAAGACCGACAACGCCGGUUCUUCCGACGAGGACGAAGAUGAUUCGGCUCAGAACAAGUUGCAAUACGAAGCUACUUACGGAGCUCGUGGACCAGGAGGAAAAUCACGACUCCCACCUCGACCGAAGAACAACCUUCGAUCGACAAACUCUUCCUUCGUCACUCGAGUGUCGGCCUCUGAAUCGUUCUCCAGACUAGUCAGCAACCCUCCUCACCUAGACCCUACCGUCUACUCGGCUUCACACUUUUCCAACACCCCACCGAGAGGCUCGAACCCCCCGGUCACUCACUGGGCGUUCAUGAACACCGGACGAACCCUCGUUUGGGCGUAUGUAGACCCGGCGGGGAAACAAAAGGAACCGAUCAUGAGGAUGUGGUUUUCUGCCAAUAUCACCGCGCAUGCGGUUUGUGAGACGACCAAGGUUGCGCCUGGGUUGCAGGGGGAGAGGCUGGAUAUCAUGGUCGGUUUCGCGACGGGUGAUCUGGUUUGGGUCGAUCCCAUCUUCGGAAAGUACACCAGGUUCAGCAAAGGAGGUAUCGUCCACCCCUUCCCGAUCGCCCAGAUCCGCUGGCACCCUCGUAUCCCGACUAUCUUCUACGUCCUCUACACCGACGGCAACAUCUUCACAUUCAGCACCGAAAAAGAAGACCCGCCUUAUCUCGUCACCACCGUCGCUGCGCCCUGGGCGGCGGGGAUGAGAGACGCGGUUCUCAAGACUGAAGAAGAAGCUCAAGCUCGUCCCGUCGGUACCCACAGCUCAAUCCUCGGUCUCGACGGGACUGACCCAGCAACCGCUGCAGAGGGGACAGCCGGCCUGGAUGCCGAGGUCAAGAUCGAGAUCGAGCGACAACGGGCUAAACGGGCCGAGAUGAUGUUCAUCUGGAAAAACGAGGAACAGGUCGUCGAUAAAAAGGUCCUCGAGAAACAACAUGGAGGUGGAGGCGGGCUGAUGAGUUGGGCGGGGAGGAACCCUAGCGUCGUCUGGAAGGUCGGGGUCAAGGGUGUUCGACAAAUGGAAUUCUCGCCCGAUGGACAAGUCUUGGCGGUCAUCUCGGAGGAUGGGACGCUCAAGCUCAUCGACGUUAACAGCUCAAAGAUCAUGGACGUAUAUGCAGGAUAUUAUGGUGCUCUAACUACGCUCGUCUGGAGUCCGGAUGGCAGAUAUGUCCUGACCGGUGGUCAAGACGACCUCAUUACGAUCUACUCGCCCAUCGAAGGCCGGAUCGUCGCCCGUUGUCAGGGUCACACGAGCUACGUUACUUCGAUCACGUUUGACCGAAGACGGAGCAACGCUCGAGGGUACCGAUUUGGUAGCGUCGGCGAGGACGGCAAGAUCCUGUUCUGGGACUUUUCGGCUGCGUCACUACAGCGACCGAGGCAUGGUCAUGCCCAUCAUCGUCUGAGUAUCGGAUCGGUUACCGACCUUACAGCAGGAGGUCGUCGCGACGAGACUCAAACCGCUGGAGAUGAGGUUGCGUUGAGCGGAGGUGGGACCUACCAUGGCGCUCCCCUGCGAAGCGAUGUCGCCAUGCUGCAGCCUGUCAUGACCAAGCUCAUCGAGCCGUGCAUGAUGAACCAACUCAAUUUCUUGCAAGAAGCCGUCGUCACCGUCUCACGAGCAGGAGGUAUCAAGUUUUGGGCUAGACCGGCAGACCUGCGUCGACUCCUGAAGAGCCAACAGAAGGAACGCAGCAAGUCGCCUGGCAGGGCGCCUGCACCGGGCUUACAGGCUGGGAUGAGGAACUUGAGGGUAUCUGGGACGACUAGAUAACCAAGGCACCACGAUUGCCGCUCAUCUGAAAAAGGAAGAUUGUAGGAUAGUUACUAUUACAACGUUGUAAUCGCAUGUAGUUGUCGAAACAAGUCAAAGUCGUGGCAAUAAUAGGCCGAGAGUUGCGUGAGAUAUACAUCGACGUUGCAGAAUUACCCGCAGAGAGCGCAUGUGGUCUGGGAAGGAAGGCCACGGAUAUAACGAUAGGCUAGUCGUCUUCCACUUCAGCCUGUUCUACGGUCAUCCCCAAGCCGUCCUCGUCAUACGCGGGCCAAC
Messenger RNA from Filobasidium floriforme, 2694 nucleotides. Its product is annotated as WD40-repeat-containing domain protein. Gene Ontology annotation, molecular function: protein binding. Gene Ontology annotation, biological process: carbon catabolite repression of transcription. NCBI's taxonomy places the organism in Eukaryota, Fungi, Basidiomycota, Tremellomycetes, Filobasidiales, Filobasidiaceae. The record is from RefSeq and is a predicted model, not a curated record. The coding region runs from base 91 to 2418 and encodes 775 amino acids. The transcript is spliced from 8 exons. Gene Ontology annotation, cellular component: nucleus; cell division site; cell tip.